UUAGUAUUCCCGUCCUAUCAAUGUGCGGGGCAGCGCGCCACGUCAGGCGGACCGAUUGCCUGCGUCUGCCAGUCCCGCCACGGAUUCAUUUGGGAUCCUCAAACAGAUGAGCCCGUAGAGACGGGGCAUCAAGGCAGCCUAUUAGAGCCAUUGCCUGCUUCGGGGACUGCCAGCCUUCCAGGCCUGGCGACGGGGGAGGGAGGGUAAAGACGAAGGAGCGCUGCUGCGGGAAGACACUGAGGCGAGAGCUACACUCAUACCCGCCCCCCCCGCAACUCCCACCUUACAGCGCAGGCUUUGAAAGCUGCUCCCCCAUCUGAAUGGAAACUCAGAACCGCCUGGCGGCGCGUUCCUUCUCGCCCAGCGCUGCAAUCCAUGCCGAGGGGAAGGUAGUGCGAGCCCGCGCCAGCGCCCAGCUCCCGGGACAGGGCCGGCAAUGCUGCUGAGCAGAACUUGACCGAGCCCCUUCCUCGCUGCUCAGUGGAAGCGAUGCUGCAGCGCACAGCCAGCGCUUCCCCGGCUCUCCUUCAAGCUGAAGGUUACCCACCCGCGCAGCCAGCCCCAACCCUGUGAGCGCCGCGCCUCGAUUCCCGGCUCCGGCUGCUUGGCGGCGCGCAGGGCAACGACCGGGCCGCCCGCGCCGGGGCGCACUGCACCAGCGGCUUCGGCUUGGUGGAUGUGUAUGCAUGAGUUCUGCACCGAAUGGGCGCAAAAAGCGCCCCAGCCGGUCCACCCGCUCCUCGAUCUUCCAGAUCAGCAAGCCCCCGCUGCAGAGUGGGGAUUGGGAGCGCAGGGGCAGCAACUCCGAGAGCGCCCACAAAACCCAACGAGCCCUGGACGACUGCAAGAUGCUUGUCCAAGAGUUCAACACGCAAGUGGCCCUGUACCGAGAGUUGGUCAUUUCUAUCGGGGACGUCUCCGUCAGCUGCCCCUCACUCCGGGCGGAAAUGCACAAGACAAGAACCAAAGGCUGUGAAAUGGCUCGUCAGGCACACCAAAAACUUGCUGCCAUCUCGGGCCCGGAAGAUGGUGAGAUCCAUCCAGAAAUCUGUCGGCUUUAUAUACAGCUGCAGUGCUGCUUGGAAAUGUACACAACAGAGAUGCUCAAAUCCAUAUGUCUGCUGGGGUCUCUUCAGUUUCACCGAAAAGGAAAGGAGCCUGGUGGGGGAACCAAGAGUUUGGAUUGCAAAAUUGAGGAGAGUACUGAAACACCUGCUCUAGAGGACUCCUCAUCAUCCCCUGUAGAUAUUCAGCAACAUUCCUGGCAGGUUUCCAUAGACAUCGAGAACACUGAAAGAGACAUGCGAGAAAUGAAAAACCUUUUAAGCAAACUCAGGGAAACUAUGCCUUUACCAUUGAAAAAUCAAGAUGACAGCAGCCUUCUAAAUCUAACUCCCUACCCCUUGGUUAGAAGACGGAAGAGAAGGUUCUUUGGGCUGUGUUGUCUGGUCUCAAGCUAGGCAACUCCUCCUGGAAACCCACCAUUGCGAAGACCUGAAAAUAUCACAGAACCUGAGGACCUCCAGACAGCUGAACUACAAUUAUUGGUUUUUGACUAUGUUUUCUAUGCUUCCUUAUUACUUUUAUUCGCCUCCCCCUACCCUUUUAAAUGAUUUUACAUUUGAAAGCAGCUGCCGUCAAGGGAAAAAAAAAAAAAAAAGAUUCACAAAGCAGGCUGUUUUUAAAAGGAUUUUUAAAGCUGACAUUGUGCAUGUCUGCUCCAAACCAUACCAUGACAGAUGCAAGAAUUAUGGUUUUUAAAUUAUUUAAAAGUUUUUUUAAAUGUAUUAUACAGAGAAAAAUUAUUUCAUGUAUAAUAGUGUAUCUUUAGCUCUUGCUGAUCUCAUGUGAACAAUUUAUCAUAUAUGAGAGUCUUUAAACAUAGAAAUCUAUCUAAAACUGCAAAACUGUGUUCAAAACUCCAAUCUAUCAAUAUUAUUAGAAAUAAUACUAUAAUCAAACAUAUACCACCUCACCUGUUGCUUUGUCUGCACCCAUUUACAUUUAGUCUUCCAUUCUGUCAGAAUCCAAGAGCUUCUACAUAAAGAUAUCUUAAUUUAUAAUGCAACAAAAACCAUAUAUGAAACGUAUUUAAAUUUUGUAAAUACACAAUAAUCCUAAUACCUUCGUACAAUGCAUAUGGGCAACUAAUUGCCUUUUGAUCCAAUGGUGUCUUUUUCAGCUUCUUGGAGAAUGAAGUAAUCCAGUUAGAAAAUGGUGUAGUAACAUAUACAAUUACCCUCAAAUGUAAAAUUGAAUAUUAUCAUAUUUUGUUCUAAUUGAAAUCUGAAGCAUGAUGUCUGCGCAUCAGCAUAGUGUUAAAUCUUAUAGGGCAUGCUGGAAUUAGCUCAGAUCGUAAAAAUAUUUAACAUUUUAUGUUAAUAAAAUCUUUUUAGUUAAGCUAAGCUUGUCUCAUUUUAGAUGACUAUGCAUAUAAGACUUUUCCAAUGUGUACUUGGUGUCUUGUCUUACGCUUAGGAUCUUGAAAGCAGGACACAUUAAGCAAUACUAUAUUUUAGAAAGGAGGAAGCCACACGCUUUGUUUUUCUGCUCACAGCUCUGUUAUGAACUUCCUCACUAAACUUGUAACAUGGUACAAAUUUUGUUGUAUUUUACCCUGUUCUUCCUUGGCCCAUUACCCAAACAGAAUUUCCCAUGGGUUGAGAGAUCAGGCCUUUGGACUUCCUUUCUUGCUUUCCAAAAUCUGAGGAAUCCUCAAGUCAGACAAGAGGCACCAGUGUCUAGUCCAAUAAAAGGAUGAGCUAGAUGCCAAACAGUGGUUUAGCCAAGAUGCAUCUUUAAUCCCAACCCUAUACUUUCUCAGUCCCUAUGUGCAUAGGCAUUUAUAUGUCCAAUAUCUUGACCCAACAACUAAAUAUAUUAAAGCUGUUAGCUUUAGUGAAGAUGAAGAUAGGUUAUAUGAACUACUGGAAUAAUUCUUGUAUUAGAUUGACCUAUAUGAGAUUGCUGGUAUUUGACGGUUUUGACCUACAAAAAUGUCAAUUUCAUAUGGUUCAACCUAAUAUCUGAUGUUGUGAAAAUUAAACUUGGAAUUAUCUUCUAGCUUUUGUGAUUGAAAGCGAAAGAAUUAGAGGGUUGGAAGAGAUCUCAAAAGGCUGUGCAGGUCUCUAUUUAGAUCAUACCAGCUGGGUUUGGGCCUUAUUCUUGGGAGUCCAGAGUUGUGUUCCAAUGAACUGGUAAUUAACACAUGAUUACAGGUAUGCCUGACUUCAUAUAAAGAGGUAUCCUUGAAAGUUAUAUGAGAAAAUCACAACUUUCUAAAUCAAAUAUUUGGAAAACGGUUGUUGGAAUAUGCUAUUUAGAGACUCUUAGAAUGAAUACCCCCUUGCAAAGCAGGUAACCACUCCCAGAUUUAUCUGGUCUGCAAACCCUGAUUUCACAAAUCAGGUUUGACAAAAGUUUAAUAUCUUUUUUGAAUAUGGUUCAUUUCAUCCCGUGUGGUUAAUUCACUUAAGAUCCCUUUUUUUUAAGAGAUUAUAAAAUAGCCCAGUUGGGCCCGCUCUCGGCUCCUGCCUUUGCCCUCACCCACCUUUCCACUAUACUGAACCCUUAGCUUCAAUCUAGUUCCUAUUAAUUCAUGAGAAGUUAUUAACCGAUAAACCCAACCUUGGUGUUCAGCACGUUCCUCUAAAUGCUUGAUCUAAAUCACUUCUGCUUGGUUCAUUUGUGCUCACUCUCGCCUUAGUCCGGUAUGAAAGGAACACUUACCUCCUGUGCCAUUGUCCUUUGUACAAACUGAAGACUGUUAAUAAAUUCAGGUCUCACCUCCAGGUCUGGGAGGGCUAUAGUAGCUAUUCAUGGGGAUGGGAAUUUGUCUAAUUCCCCAGCUAGGCUUUCCAUAUCUAAGGUAAAUAAAUUCAGCCACCUUAUCUUUUAUUCAUAGUACCUGUUUCCCAGACUUUGAUUGGUUUUAUAGUUCCUGUGGACACACUCCAAGAUUUAUAGAUCUUCUUUCACUAGCAGGUCCUAAAGUGAAAUUUAGUGCUCCAAGUCGUGAUGACCUACACUGGCUCAUAAUGGCAAUAGAUAACUCACCAUCUCCCAUUAGAUAUGCCAAUGCAUCUCUUUAGGAGCUGACCCCACUCUCCUCUCACCUACCAAAGGACUUUCUCAGGUGUAGUCCAUGAGAUAGAAGUCUACUGUCUUGGCCUUCUGCUGGUAAUUCGCUUUCAGAUUAGCAAUAACCCUGAGCUGAUCCCCAGGGGUAAGGUGAGAACACUGAACCUAUUCCGUUGCAUGUACUCACAUGCAGAAACUGGAAAAGGAUGUCAACUUUUUCUGGCACACCUUCACCCAUUUUACCACCAUAAUUUUGAUAUCCCAUGUUCAUUCAUCCUUGUCUUUUUUUCAGAUUACAGAGGCAAUAUAUGUUCUUUGUGGGAAAUCGGAAACAUACCACCAAGUAUAAAGAAAAUAAAAAUCAGCUGAAUCCCACCACAAUCAUAUUGUUUAAGACCACAUUUCCAGGCUUUAAGUCAGUCAGUGGCUGGGCCCAAAGGCACUGUGGAUAAGGUAUGUGAGUGAAUGCCCACAGGGCCGAGGUAUCACUU
Molecule: messenger RNA, 4571 nt
Organism: Odobenus rosmarus divergens (Pacific walrus)
Lineage: Eukaryota; Metazoa; Chordata; Mammalia; Carnivora; Odobenidae
Gene: RGS7BP
Product: regulator of G-protein signaling 7 binding protein
Exons: 6
Coding region: 687-1460 (257 amino acids)
Biological process (GO): G protein-coupled receptor signaling pathway
Cellular component (GO): nucleus; neuron projection; postsynapse
Source: RefSeq, a predicted model, not a curated record